ACCUCUAGUUUUUACACGUCGUUGAUUUGGUCUGGUCUGGAAAAUAUGGUCGUCCAAGAGGAGAAUCCCAAUUCUGGGAAAAAUGUGGAGAAAACUGAAGCUGGGACAGUUGUGGCAGAGCCAGUCAAGAUAUUUAAGGUUGAGAUACUGCACAUGAUCAAGGAUGCACAGCAGCAGCAUGGUCUCCGUCACGGCGACUUCCAGCGGUAUCGUGGCUACUGCACCCGUCGUAUUCGUCGGCUCCGCAAGGCAUUGAAAUACCCGCAGGGCGACAAGCGACACUUCAAGCGACGCGAUGUAACCCUUAGCCAGUUGACAGGCAAGAAGGCGGAUGAACGCUACAUUCAUAUCCCACUGAUCAGUGCCGAGCGGGCCUGGGCCUAUGCCAUGCAGCUGAAACAGGAGUCGAACACGGAGCCGCGCAAGCGUUUCCAUUUGAUCAGCAAACUGAGGAGGGCGUGCUUCUAUGCGCUGCAAUUGCAGGAGUUGUGCAAUACGGAUGCCUUUGAUGCCCGCACCAAGCUGGAGUGUGAGGCUUAUGUGGCCUGGAUGCACGGCAGCCUGCACUUCGAGUUGCAGCUAUGGAAGUCAGCCGGUGAGCAUUUAAAGCGUGCACAGGUCGUGUACGAGAACCUUGCCGCGGCCUUGCCCGACGAUGAGCAGGAACUGUAUCGGGCCAAGGUAAACGAGUUUACACCGAAUCUGCGCUAUUGCGCUUACAACAUCAGCGGAGGAGCCAGUGGCGGCGAUCUCGAUGAGAUUCUGGAGCUACGCGCCCAAGGCGUCCUCGAGAACUUGGAUGUGCUGGUCAGCCAGACGAAAACCGAGAGCAGCGAGGGACUGCAGACGAUUGAUUGGCGUGGCCGCAAGGUCACUGUGCGUCCGGAGAAGGUACGACUAUUCUUGCUGAGUGCCCAGGAGCUGGACAAGUCGCUGGCCAAGGCAACCAAGCUGGAUGCCAAGAUAGAGCUGAUUGAGCGCAUCCUGAUGGACUGCAAGGACGCCAUACAGGCGGUGCGCGAUGAGAUUAAGCAGGACCCCAAGCUGCGUUCAUUGACAACCGGGCAGACAGUCUCUGGCGUGCAGUAUUUACUGGCCUACUUGAGUUACAUUCGCCAUAGCCGGACACUGCAACGUAAUCUGUGCCUUGUGGAGCAGGCCAAGCUCAAUUUUGUCGAUCCCAACCAGCAGUCGGAAAUUGUUGGCGAUGGCAAACGCGUACGAUCACAGGAUCUUGCCCGCCUCUACGAAAUCAUCUUGCAGAAUGUCACCGAGAUGCAGCAAAUCAACGGCAUGGAGGAGGAUGCCAAGUAUCAAAGUGAGGUGGAGAAUCUGGCCAUCACCUUCAAGGCCUUCCGCUGCUACUACAUUGCUCUGACGCUGAUCGAUAUGAAGAAGUGGAAGGAGGCAGUGGCGCUGUACGAGCGCGCCUCCAACUACGCCAACGAGGCGCUGAAGGGCAAAGCCAGCCCGGAGUUCCAGCAGCAGUCGGAGCUUAAGACGCUCGUGUCCAUUAUCGAUGGCUGCAAGUUCUCUGCCCACGCAUACAGUGUGCUGGAGGACGACAACAGCGAGGCCGGCACCACCACAAAGGCGCAGAAAACAACGAAACCGCUCUACGAGCGUCUGUCACAAUACAAGGAAGACCAAUCGCUCCACACCAAGACACCAAAUGUGUUCAAGCUCACCCCCGAGAUGGAGCCGAUACCGUGCAAGCCGCUCUUCUUCGAUCUGGCCAUGAACUACGUGGAGUUGCCCUCUCUGGAGGACAAGCUGGAGCCAGAGGGCAAGAAGAGCGCCUCCAUUACUGGCUUCGUCAAGGGAUUCCUGGGCUGGGGCGGCGGCGGCAACAAGUGAGAUUGCAUCCAAUGGCCCACUCUUCUGGAAUUCCACUCAUCAAUGUUGCACUUAUAAAGAGUUCAGACCCAUGUCCCAGCGCAGAUGUGUCCGCUGUUCUUUAUGAGUUCUUUGUUUUGGCUUUUACCCACGCCCGGCUUUUGUAUAAACAAAAUAUUGAUUUUCUACGAAACAUUUUUAAGUUAAAAAGUGAACAAUUAUUUGGUAAUAAAGGAACCUACAACAGAUUA
This is a messenger RNA of Drosophila obscura, 2087 nucleotides long. RefSeq names its product signal recognition particle subunit SRP68 (gene Srp68). The transcript has 4 exons. The coding region runs from base 46 to 1857 and encodes 603 amino acids. Gene Ontology annotation, cellular component: signal recognition particle, endoplasmic reticulum targeting. The record is from RefSeq and is a predicted model, not a curated record. Gene Ontology annotation, molecular function: 7S RNA binding; endoplasmic reticulum signal sequence receptor activity; signal recognition particle binding. Gene Ontology annotation, biological process: SRP-dependent cotranslational protein targeting to membrane. NCBI's taxonomy places the organism in Eukaryota, Metazoa, Arthropoda, Insecta, Diptera, Drosophilidae.